This is a messenger RNA of Lactuca saligna, 324 nucleotides long. The record is from the annotation of a GenBank genome assembly. NCBI's taxonomy places the organism in Eukaryota, Viridiplantae, Streptophyta, Magnoliopsida, Asterales, Asteraceae.
AUGGCGGCAUCUCUGUUCACAUACUCCUCAACCUCUCGAAGGGUCAUUCCUGCCCCAAACUCUCCUCCUCUUCCCAUUCACAUCAAGGCCACCAAUGUCGUCUUCAACCCUGACAUUCCAGAAGUGCAUCGAGGUCUUGGACUCGAUGAUUUCGUAAAUUUCUUGGCUUCUUGCCGCCUUCGAUAUGCCAUCAGUGAUGUACCAUCUGAGUUCUUCCCUGAACAAGUAUGUGAAUUCUACUACACUGCAACAGUCAACGAAGAAAACAAUGCCAUCACCGGAACCAUUGGCCAUGGUAGACACUCUGUCUUCAUCACCGCAUAA